Closterium sp. Naga37s-1 is the source of this 2328-nucleotide messenger RNA. NCBI's taxonomy places the organism in Eukaryota, Viridiplantae, Streptophyta, Zygnematophyceae, Desmidiales, Closteriaceae. The record is from the annotation of a GenBank genome assembly.
AUGAGCAAGCUCGAAAUAUUUCGCCCGCCAGCGCUCCAACUACCCGAUGACCUCGAUUCCUCCGCCGCCUCGCCCUCUCGCUCCAAGAAUCCGCACCCUCUCUUGCCGACUCAACCAGACCUCGCCCUCACGAAGGUUCGAUCACCCGCCACGACAGCCGCGCGCAAUUCCAAGCGCAUCGUGCUGCAGCGCUGCCACGUAUGCAAUCUGUUAUCCAUCCCGCCCUGUCGCACGUGCCACCUCUUUCUCCCCGCCCCGUUUCCCGCCGAGACCGCCGCUUCCACCCACCCUCCGCCUUCGCAACCCACGCGACUCGCCUCGUCACGCCCGUCCGAUUGGGCCCGCUCCGGCAAGUCCUCUCAUCUGGACCAUGGUGGUAGCAGCAGCGGCGACAUCGGCGAUCUUGCCAAGUGGCUGGAUAUCCGCAACUUGCCGUGCCGCAUGAUGGAACUCGCCAUGGCAGGUUAUUCAUCGGAGUCCGGCUCUCCGCCUUCCCUCUCCAUUGACAGCAAUCGUUCCUUCGAACCGCGAGGGCGUCCGAGCGGCAAGUGCGCUGAAGUUUCGCUUCUUGGGGGAGGGAACGGGGAAUAUCAGGAAGCGGCGCACGGGGGAAACCGCAAGCCAGGCGGGAGCGGAGACAAGAGCGCGCCAGGCGGCUGGACAGCUGCGCGCGCCGCCGCUGCGGGAAGCGCCCGGUUUGACGCCGAGGGAGCAGCCAUGGCGUUAGCUUUCGAUGAGUUCGGUCGGCCGUUUAUAAUCAUACGCGAGCAGGAGAGCAAGUCGCGCGUGAAGGGUCUGGCGGCGCAGAAGGGGAACAUCCUUGCCGCCAAAUCCGUCGCGAAGAUUCUCCGCAGCUCGCUCGGGCCUAAGGGAAUGGAUAAGAUGCUCCAGAGCGGCGACGGCGACGUCACUAUAACGAAUGACGGCGCGACGAUUCUGGAGCAGAUGGAGGUGGAGAACCACGUGGGGCGGCUGAUGGUGGAUCUGUCCAAGAGCCAGGACUUCGAGAUCGGCGACGGCACCACCGGCGUCGUCGUCACGGCCGGCGCGCUGCUAGAGCAGGCGGAAUCUCUUCUGGACCGCGGAAUUCACCCCAUUCGCGUGGCGGAGGGGUACGAGAUGGCGUCCAAGAUCGCCACGGCGCAUCUGGAUGCGAUCGCGGAGACGUUCGAAUUCUCCAAGGAUAACUUCGAGCCUCUCGUCGAGACGUGCAUGACCACGCUCUCCUCCAAGAUUGUUGGUCGCUGCAAGAGGCAGAUGGCGGAGAUUGCAGUGCAGGCAGUCCUCGCCGUAGCAGACUUGGAACGCCGUGAUGUGAAUCUGGAGCUGAUCAAGGUGGAGGGCAAGACGGGCGGGCGGCUGGAGGAAACGGAGUUGGUGCGAGGGAUCAUAGUGGACAAGGACUUCAGCCACCCGCAGAUGCCCAAGCGGAUUGAGGACGCCAAGAUUGCGAUCCUCACGUGCCCGUUUGAGCCGCCCAAGCCCAAGACGAAGCAUAAGGUUGAUAUCGACACGGUGGAGAAGUACGAGCGGCUGCAGGAGUCGGAGCGGAAAUACUUUGACGAUAUGGUGCAGCAGUGCAAGGAUGCGGGCGCAACACUCGUGAUCUGCCAGUGGGGGUUUGACGACGAGGCCAACCAUCUGCUCAUGCACCGGGGCCUGCCUGCUGUGCGCUGGGUGGGGGGUGUGGAGCUGGAGCUGAUCGCGAUCGCCACUGGCGGCCGCAUUGUGCCUCGCUUUCAGGAGCUCACACCUGAGAAGCUGGGCAAGGCGGGUGUGGUGAGGGAGAAGGCAUUCGGAACCACCAAGGAUCGCAUGCUCUACAUUGAGGGGUGCGCCAACUCACGCGCCGUCACCAUUUUCAUCCGCGGAGGCAGCAAGAUGAUGGUGGAGGAGACGAAGCGCAGCCUGCACGACGCGCUGUGUGUGGCGCGCAACCUCAUCCGAGACAACCACAUUGUGUACGGCGGAGGCUCUGCAGAGCUCACGUGCUCGCUGGCAGUCGAGGCUGCAGCCGACACGGUCCCGGGGGUGGAGCAGUACGCCAUGAGGGCGUUCGCAGAGGCACUGGAGGCGGUGCCCAUGGCUCUGGCGGAGAACAGUGGCCUGCCGCCCAUCGACACGGUGUCCAGCAUCAAGGCACAGCAGGUCAAGGAGAACUGCCCAUACUUGGGGGUGGAUUGCAUGGAUGCAGGCACAAACGACAUGCGCAAGCAGAAGGUAUUCGAGACGUUGAUUGGCAAGAAGCAACAGCUGUUGCUGGCCACACAGGUCGUGAAGAUGAUUCUCAAGAUUGAUGAUGUCAUCGCACCAUCCCAAUACGAGUGA